AUCCCCGAAUAAAGCACUGUAUUGCUAGCUGUUAUUUUCUUCCGGUUUCCAGAACGUCUAGCUCAAUUUCUUUUUUGGUGAUUGGGGUUGUGACGCAUUACUUUUCUAUAGCCUACAUGUUAGUGUUGAAAUUAUAUUUACAAACCAUGCAUAUUAAAUUAAUGUUUCUGUUGACCUCUAAUGAAAUGAACGAGUGACUAUUUACUAACGUGAACCUAGUCGGCUUUCUUAUAAACUUGAAUAUAUAAACUGUUUCGUUUUCUCCCUGGCAGACAGCAGCGAUGGCGACAGCGGCGUCUCCAGAGGAGAAGUUCUCCUGCUCCGUGUGUCUGGAUCUCUUCACCGAGCCCGCAACCAUUCCGUGCGGACACAGCUUCUGUCUGGACUGUAUCGGGAGCUACUGGGACCAGAACGACCAAACCGGCGUGUACAGCUGCCCCCAGUGCCGGGAGAACUUCACUCCCAGACAAUAUCAUGACCGAACUGGUGGAGGAAUUGAAGAAAACGAGAGCAAUCGUCCCAAGGAGCUGGGGGAGAGACAGGCAGGAAUAGAAAAGCUCAUUGAGGAGAGACUGGAAGAGCUGGAGAGACUGAACCAGGCUGUGCAGUCACUCAAGCUCUCAGCACAGGAGGAAAGGGCUGAAAGCGAGCAGGUCCGCUCCAUUGAGAGAAUCAGGACGGAGGUGGGAGAGCUGAUUGGUGCUAAAGAGAAGGCUGCAGUGAGCCGGGCCGAUGAGCAAAGGGAACAACUGGAGCAGGAGAUCCAGGAGCUGAGAAAGAGGAAGGCUGAGAUGGAGCUGCUUUCUGAGACAGAGGAUCACCUCCACUUUCUGCAGAGUUUCCAGUCUAUCUGCACCCCUCCUGCAGCUCAGCAGCUCUUUGAUAACAUAGACAACUCUUUCUGGACUCUGAGGAAAGCUGUGUCUCGACUCAAAGACCACCUCGAGGGAUUCUGGAAGGUGGAGUUCAUGAAAGCAACUAUAGCAGUUGACGUGACUCUGGACUCUGAUACAGCAAACCCAAUUCUCAUCCUGUCUCAGGAUGGGAAGCAAGUCAGAACUGGAGCUAAACAACAGCCUCUCCCUGACAAUCCAAAAAGAUUUGAAAAGCAUAUCUAUGUACUGGGCAGGGAGGGCUUCACUUCAGGGAGACACUACUGGGAGGUGGAGGUGGGGGAGAAUAUAUACUGGCUACUAGGAGUCACCAGAGAGUCUUCUCAGAGGAAGAGGUGCUUCACUGAGAAUCCCCAGCUGGGUUUCAUUGUCAUUUGGUGGAAUAAAGAAAAUCAUUUCUGUGCUCUCACUGCCCCCCAAACCCCCCUCCCCCUGAGCCCCAAGCCCCAGAAGCUGGGGGUGUAUCUCGAUUAUGAGGAAGGGCAGCUCUCCUUUUACAAUGUGGAGACCAGAGCUCACAUCUACACUUUCCCUAACACCUUCACUGUGAAACUCUAUCCUAACUUUUGCCCUGGUGUCUCCCACUCUGAUGAAAAUGCAGCUCCACUGAUCAUUUGCCCACAUACAUACACAGAUUAAAUUCACAAUUCCUUUUAUUUCAAAUGGUCAUCUCCAAUGCAUGCAUGUGACAGGAUGAGAAUAUAACACUGAUGUAACACAAUUAUGAAUAAAAAGCUGAAGAAUUGAAUUCAA
Messenger RNA from Acipenser ruthenus (sterlet), 1646 nucleotides. RefSeq names its product E3 ubiquitin-protein ligase TRIM39-like. Lineage: Eukaryota; Metazoa; Chordata; Actinopteri; Acipenseriformes; Acipenseridae. Gene Ontology annotation, molecular function: protein binding. Bases 282 to 1532 code for a protein of 416 amino acids. The transcript has 5 exons. The record is from RefSeq and is a predicted model, not a curated record.